Molecule: messenger RNA, 1242 nt
Organism: Entrophospora sp. SA101
Lineage: Eukaryota; Fungi; Glomeromycota; Glomeromycetes; Entrophosporales; Entrophosporaceae
Source: the annotation of a GenBank genome assembly
AUGGCAUCUCUAAUGUUUUCUAGUGCAUUAAAACGUCAAAUUAAUAGUGGUUUAGCUAAAAAGUUUGCCCGUCCUUUUGCUACAGAAAUUUCUAGCAUUAAACAACAAUCAACACGAACCACUGUUCUUCCAAGUGGACUAACGAUAGCCACUGAAUCUAUCCCAUACACACAAACCGCUACUGUAGGUGUGUGGAUUGAUGCUGGCAGUAGAGCAGAAAGUUCUAAAAAUAAUGGAGCAGCACAUUUUUUAGAACAUAUGGCAUUCAAGGGAACAAAUCUACGUAGUCAGAAUCAACUUGAACUUUCCAUUGAAAAUAUUGGCGCACACCUUAAUGCGUAUACAUCAAGAGAACAAACUGUAUAUUAUGCUAAAACAUUUCAAAAGGAUGCUCACGUUGCAGUAGAGAUAUUAUCUGAUAUUUUACAAAAUUCCACUUUGGAUGAAGGUGCCAUUGAACGAGAACGUGAUGUUAUUUUGAGAGAACAGGAAGAGGUUGACAAACAAUUUGAUGAAGUUAAAGAUGACCUCGCUAAUUAUAUUAAAAAUAAUUAUACAACUGACCGUAUGGUUCUGGUAGGAACUGGUGGAAUUGAUCAUGAUGAAUUGGUUAAAUUGGCAGAAAAACAUUUUUCAUCACUUCCAUCUUCACCAAGCCCUUUGCCUCUCGGUUCUGGUCAUGGUGAAAAACCUUCAUUUGUUGGUUCUGAAGUUAGAAUAAGAAAUGAUGAAUUAUCACAAGCACAUAUAGCACUUGCAGUUGAAAGUGUUGGCUGGAAUUCCCCGGAUUAUUACACUAUGUUGGUAACACAAGCAAUUAUUGGAACUUGGGACAGAUCGUUUGGUUCAGCUGCACACACAUCAUCUCGUCUUUCACAUAUUAUUCACAAACAUCAACUUGCCAAUUCUUUCCAAUCAUUUAACACAAGCUAUAGCGAUACCGGUUUAUUUGGAAUUUAUCUUAUAUCAGAAAACGUUAAACAAUUGGAUGAUUUGAUUCAUUUUACUUUAGAAGUUGAACGUGCUAAACAACAGCUUAAAUCAUCGUUACUUUUAAAUCUUGAUGGAACAACUGCUGUUGCUGAAGAUAUUGGUCGUCAAAUGGUAACAACGGGUAAAAGAUUAACACCAAAAGAACUUGAAACAAUUAUUUCUAAAAUUACUGUGGAUGAUAUUCGUCGUGUUGCUGGUGAAUAUUUAUGGGACAAGGAUGUUGCAGUAGUCGGACUUGGUCCAGGUUAG